GAUGCGCGCGUUUCCUUGCGGCCAACUUCCGACAUUAUACGACGCUGCGCUACGCGAGGUUACUCUUUUCCGGUUUUCUGCCGAAGUCUACUCCGCUUGCUCGAAAUGGCAAAACGCACGAAGAAGGUCGGAAUUACCGGCAAAUAUGGCACCCGUUACGGUGCCUCCCUUAGGAAAAUGGUCAAAAAAAUGGAAAUUACCCAACACAGCAAGUAUACUUGCUCAUUUUGCGGCAAGGAAGCGAUGAAACGCAGCGUCGUAGGCAUCUGGUCCUGCAAACGAUGCAAGAGGACAGUUGCUGGUGGUGCGUGGGUAUAUUCCACAACGGCUGCCGCUUCAGUAAGAUCAGCUGUACGUAGAUUGCGUGAAGUUAAAGAACAGUAAAUAUAUGUAAUAAAUAUCUUUUAAACAAUUUA
Temnothorax curvispinosus is the source of this 416-nucleotide messenger RNA. RefSeq names its product 60S ribosomal protein L37a (gene RpL37A). Gene Ontology annotation, biological process: translation. The coding region runs from base 106 to 384 and encodes 92 amino acids. Gene Ontology annotation, cellular component: ribosome. NCBI's taxonomy places the organism in Eukaryota, Metazoa, Arthropoda, Insecta, Hymenoptera, Formicidae. Gene Ontology annotation, molecular function: structural constituent of ribosome. The record is from RefSeq and is a predicted model, not a curated record. The transcript has 3 exons.